AUGCUUCGGCUGCUGACCCGCAGGCUGCAUCCAAGAGUUGCCCAUGCAUCAAUUCCGUCGACGCAUGCACUUGCGCUGUCGGCGAUUGCACAUGUCCCGGCUGCGACAAGAGCAAAUCGUCAGGCCAAUCAAAGCCGUCUGCACAAGCAACAAAACAGGCUACCGAUGGCAAGGGCGAGUGCAUCUGCAAAGACAAGUUUGACUGUGUCUGUUCGAGUGAUGUCUCGAAGUGUGGUUGCGGACCAGGCGCAUGCUCCUGCGUCUCUUGCGCCAACAAUCCCGCUGCUCAGUAAGGUCAUUGUCGCUCGUUUGCUGGCAGCCUGCCGUUGUUGA
Molecule: messenger RNA, 333 nt
Organism: Mixia osmundae IAM 14324
Lineage: Eukaryota; Fungi; Basidiomycota; Mixiomycetes; Mixiales; Mixiaceae
Exons: 4
Coding region: 1-333 (110 amino acids)
Source: RefSeq, a predicted model, not a curated record